AUGUCAUUAAGUCAGCCAUUAGACAAUGAAGAAAGCGGUAAUAAUGCAAGUUUUGUUGAAGAUGUUCAGCCUUUAAAUGACAAUAUAGAAGAUUUACAACAAAUGUCGCUUGAACAAUUGAACCAAUAUCAAGACAAAAUUUCCCUGGAAUUUAAAACUCUUUCUAAAGAUUAUCUCAACAAACGACUCUCUCGAAUAAACGUCAUGUUGGAGAAAUUGAAUAGUCUGAUUAAAUUAGCCACUGCUAAUGAUAAGAGUUGGCUAAAGAUUUACAAUUUUGAAAUUGAAACCAUAAAUAAUAUAAUGACAAAUACGGAGGAUUUAAUCAUGGUUGGGAACAAGACAAUUCCCAAUAAGCCUGAUUUGUUGAAAUCUAUGGAUGAAUAUGAAGUUGAAUUACGAGAAAUAUUCUCAAAUUUGCAAAGUCCGUUUGAUUUUGAUGAUACAUUCAAGUAUGAUAAUGGAGAAAUAUCAAGUAAAUUGGAAAAUACUCAUCGUCAUUUGAGUAAACUACCGUUUCCUUUUUUGUUUAACCAAAGUUUCAAACCUCAUAGAGAUGAGUUGAAGAGUAUAAGUUUGGAAAAGGAUUAUCAACUGAAAUUAAUACGAAAUAAUUGUCAAAAUAAUUCAACCAUUGUAUGGAAACAAUAUUAUGCCAAAUUGAAUCAGUCUAAGAACAAAUUGCUUCAAGAUACACAAUUGAAAUUGAAUCAAUUGUACAAGGAUUAUCAUCAUUUAAAUGAAUCUAGAAAUGAAGAGCUAUUAGAUCGAUAUUAUUAUCGAUCAUUGUUAUCACCACAAUAUUUAAUGGAGACGAUCAACGAUAAAAUCAACAUCACAAAUACCGAUGAUUUGGAUGCUGUGAUGAAGACGAAUCAUGAUUCGAACUAUGUUGAGCUAGAUACUCGAUUAAAACCGAAAAACAAGAUUGAAUUAUCAAUGAUACGACAACAAGAGAAAAGUAAUGAUAAUCUAGUGAACAGCACUCAUGCUGCAAUCAAACGAAGAUACUCACAAGCUUUCAAAUACCCUGAUGCUGCAGCUACUGCUUAUUCGCUAAACCAAUCGAGAAUUGAUGAUGAUUUACAACUAAUAAGACGUAAAAUACGUCGUCAAAAUGAGAAAAAAAGACAAGGAUCAACAGCAGAUGAAAAUGAUGAUGUAUACAAUCGUACCCUACAUGAUUAUUCCGAAGAGGAUAAUGAUAAUGAUGACGAUGAAGACGAAUAUGAAGUAGUAUUAGAAGAGUAUGAUGUUGAGGAAGAAAUGACACCUGCUGAACUUGAAGAACGCAAAAUUUAUAAAAAUGUAUUGGGCCAUCAUGAUCCAAGCGGUUCGAAAUUUAGAAUGUUGGAAUUACCUCCAUUAGAAAACUUUCCAAAGCUAUAG
This is a messenger RNA of Lodderomyces orthopsilosis Co 90-125, 1389 nucleotides long. RefSeq lists its product as uncharacterized. The record is from RefSeq and is a predicted model, not a curated record. Lineage: Eukaryota; Fungi; Ascomycota; Pichiomycetes; Serinales; Debaryomycetaceae. The coding region runs from base 1 to 1389 and encodes 462 amino acids. The transcript has a single exon.